This is a messenger RNA of Paramecium pentaurelia, 2824 nucleotides long. Lineage: Eukaryota; Ciliophora; Oligohymenophorea; Peniculida; Parameciidae. The record is from the annotation of a GenBank genome assembly.
AUGAAAUAAUAAUUAGUCAACUAAUUUUUCACAAAUAUGAAUAAUAAUAAGCAUUUUGUAUAGAGUAAUGGAUCUAUUACAACUACUGCCCCAAACAAACAUAAAAAGAAUGGUAGUUCAACAAUCAUAACAGGAAAUAAAUAUUUAGUAUAUACAAAGCAUUCUUCCAGAAUAUUCAAAGACUCUUCAUUUAAACUUCCCUUCUUGACAGCAGUUAUUAAAUCUUAGGAUACUCUUAAAACAGCUAUUGAAAGAACAAAUAAAAUAAAUGCAAAUAUAGGAGAUUUUCGCAUAUCACAAAUACAUCAUAGAAAUAAAACUGAAAUUAUACUACUUUAAAAUAAUUUAAUCGAUUCUAAAUAAGAGGAAAUCAAAGAGUAUUUAGAUUAGGAUCAAAAGGAAGAAUAAACUCAAAUAUAUAUAGUUUAAAAUAAAAUUGAACAUAUAAAUUAAUAAUCUCUUACGAUAUCUCAUUAGAGUGAAUAAUUUAAAUUUUAAACAAAAGUAAAAUUAAUAGAAGUAUUAGGUGAGGCAUAUGACUUUUCAUACACUAAUUAAAAUAUCUCAAAAAUUAAUAAAAUUAAAAUUAAUUCAUCUAUUAAUGAAAUUGAAUCAUUGAAUCAAAAAAGUUACUAUCUUAUUAGAAAAAUUAAAUAAUUGCUUUGUACUUAUCGAGAAAAAUAAACAUCUAUUGAUCUUGAAAUUAAAAAGAAAAAAGGGAUCAUUAAUUUAACAGAUCGAGCAUUUACAUAAACUUUAAGUAAUAUGUCUGAUGAAAGAACUCCAAAAAUUAGUGAUUCAAAAUUUAAUUAACAAUUGAGUACUAUUGCACAAAAGAAAUCAAAAGGAUAUUAUAACUAUAGUGUUUAAGAGACAGAAUCCCUUACUCCUUUAAAAACCAUAUUAGAAGCUAUAAAAGAAUAAAAAAAUGAUUAAAAGGAAAUUAAAGAGAAAAGUAUGGCUGAACUCUAAUAAAAAACUUAAUAAAUUUCAAAUAAGAAUUUAACUAUUACAAUUAUAUAUGAGGAGAAUGAAAAACGAAUAGAAUUUCAGCUGCCUAAUUAUAUAAAUGAUAAUACUCAGUAAAAUCAAGAUUAAAUAAAAAUUUAGGAAAAAAAAUAAUCGAAUAUCUAUUCUUUGGUUACUAAAUAAAUGCUUCAAAGGUAAAUGAUAUUAUAAUAUAUUUUAGCAAAUUUGCUUUGAGACUAAUUAAAAAGUUUGGAGAUAAAGUCAUUUAGACUCAAAAAGAUAAUGUUACAAUAGAGAAUUUCAAUUCCUUUAAAGCAUCUCAAUUUACAAGAUAUUAUCUAUAAAAUCAUAUCUAAAAAUGUUUAGAAACUAAAAUAGAAAAGAAUGACCUUCAAACUAAUAAAAAUUAAAUAUUCGACUAUCUUGUAUGGCAGGAAACCUAACAUGAGAUGCUUAAUAAAAAUUCAGAAUUUGUAGUAAUAAAUUAAUUUCAUAAUUAAAUCAAUGUAAAUGUUUGUUUAAAAUAAGAAAAGUACAAUUAAAAUACAACACUAAAUUAAAAACAAUUUCUAUAAAGGCCUUUCUAAAAUAUUUUAAAGUGAAAAUAGCUUUCUAAGUUCUUCUGAAUCAUAAUUAGAUUUAAGUGAUAUUGAAAUGUAAACCCACUUUAAACUUAAUCACAUAUAUUAUAUUUAAGAUUUAGUUUCAGUAAAUGAUUUAAACAAAGCUAAAUUAAGAUUAAUUAUCAAUACUGUAGAUGAUGAAACCAAAAAUAGGUUUCUUCAUGAUAAAUUAAUGAAAUUUCCAGAAAUCCUGAAUGAAAUAUAUCAAAAUUAAGAAGUUCUGGAAGGGGAAUGUAAAUUUAUUAUUUAAAUAGAGAAUUUUAUUUGAUAAAUAAAUUAGAAUAUUAAUUGUCUUCAAGAGAUUAAACCAUAAUCACUAAUUAAUUCUCAAAAUAAUUUAGUUUUAUUUAACUUGGUUUAUUUGAAGAUGAUAUUAAUUACAAAAUUAGUUCCUAAGAGAAGAAUUAUAUUGAGUAGUGUAAAAUUAUGAAAAAUCUAGACUCAUUUAAUACUAAAGAUAAAUAUAAAAAUGAACCAACUUCCAAUCUAAAUAUACCUUCUAAAUCAAAAAGCAGACUUCCUUCACCGACAAGAUCUCUAUAAAAUUAGACUUAAUAUAAAAACAUAUAAAAGGAAUCAAAUCUAAUAAUAAAUAAAGGAUAAAUAUUAAAGAAACAUUCAUUACAAAAAAACUUAUUGACCAUUCAAAAAUUGGCUUCCUCCAAAAAUAUCAUUACAUAAAGUUCCAAAACCUUAUAAACUUAAAUGAAUACCAAUACAAAUAUUCAUGAAUAAAAAUCUUAAUAGUUUUAGAACAUACAAAAUGAAAUCGGAAUUUAAUUUAAUAAAUAAUCCUAAAGAUAAAUUAAAAUACAUUAACACUUUAACACAGAAACAUCUAUGUAACCUUUUUCAUUGUUAUUUCGAAAUAUGUUAUUAUAAGAAAGCUCUUAAAAUGAGAAAUCAAAUAUUGAAAAAGUCUUCUCUCUAAUUUAAGAUCAUAGACUAUUAGACAUAAAAGAUUUACUUCUCCAUGAUCACAAUAUCAAUAUAGAUACUCAGGAUUAAAAUGGCAAUACAUUUUUAAUAUGUGCAGCUAAAACUGGGUCAUAAGAUAUAAUUAAAUUUUUAUUACGUCAAGGAGCAGAUAUUUCAUUUAAAAAUGUAUAAUUAAUAUCCUAUUAAAUUAGAAUUCUAAUUUAGAUGCUAUUUAAAUGGCUAUAACUCAUUAUCAUUAUUAAGCAGCAGAUGAAAUAAAUCAAUUUGGUAGAUCAAAUUCUUACAAAUUUUGA